AUGGCAGAAAACUCUAAUAUGUCUGUUACUCCAAUUGAUAUAUCUAUGCGAAAAUCUAGUCAUUGGAGUACAACAUGUAACUAUUGUAAUGAAUUUUGGUACAAAGGCUCUCCUGCUAUCCUUGAAGAUCAUUUAGAUAAUUCGUAUGUUCUUUCUGGUCGCUAUUUGGCACAAGAAACAGCAUUUGUUAAUCAGGCAAUAAACAAACAACUAACUGAUUCAAAAAAUUUAACUAUUGAAAAUACCCUUAAAACUCUGGCAGAAGAAAAUUUAAUCGAAGGUGGUGGUCUUAAACAUUGGAUUCAUAAUAAUAAUUCAGAUAUUGUAAAUACUUUGGUACAAGCAAUCUUACACACUAGAGCAUUUUUUGAUAAUUUAAAAGCUUUGGCAUUUGCACAAGAAACAUUUCGAUGUAUUAUUCUUGCGACUGAUAACUUCUAUGAAAAAUUAGGUAAAACUCAAAAAGAAAGAAAAAUGUUAAUGUCUCAAUUAAGAAAAAAACAACCCACCAGUAAAGAAGUACAAGAUAAUGAGUUUCUGGAAGAAAAAACACUUAAAAUUAAGGAAUUAUUGAAUAUUGAUGUAGCUGAUUUUACAAAUGACUUAGGCGAAAUAGUUUUUACUGCUAAUUUCGAGUCUUCUGAAGAGGAAGAUAGUAAUAUUCAAAAUAAUGAUUUCAAGAGCAAUGUUAAUAAAGGCAAUUGGGAUCCUGAAAAAGAGGCUAAGUCAAUGUUAGAUUAG
Molecule: messenger RNA, 741 nt
Organism: Dentiscutata heterogama
Lineage: Eukaryota; Fungi; Glomeromycota; Glomeromycetes; Diversisporales; Gigasporaceae
Source: the annotation of a GenBank genome assembly